UCACACCAGCAGUUCAUGAUAUCUCAACCCCAGUAUAUGACGAGCAACGGUCCGGUCCCUCAUUGCGAUCCCUAUUUCUUCCCCACCGCUAAUGGUGUGGAAAAGCAGCCCAAGUGACAUUGCGAUUCACAUAAAGGAUGUGUUUGUGAUUUUGGACAUUACGAAGACUUAACCAAUGGCGACAUAUGCAAAUAUAAUGGUUACAUAACGUAUUACUAUGAUGAAUCGUGGGAUGGCUUUUGGUAUUGGGCGUGGAUUUUCAUAGUCAUCCCGAUUAUCGCCUGCACUUGUAUUGGGAUAUGUGUGCGAAGGCGUCGAGAUCUGUCCCGUCGGUCACACCAGCAGUUCAUGAUAUCUCAACCCCAGUAUAUGACGAGCAACGGUCCGGUCCCUCAUUGCGAUCCCUAUUUCUUCCCCACCGCUAA
Medioppia subpectinata is the source of this 425-nucleotide messenger RNA. NCBI's taxonomy places the organism in Eukaryota, Metazoa, Arthropoda, Arachnida, Sarcoptiformes, Oppiidae. The record is from the annotation of a GenBank genome assembly.